CCCGCGCUGGCAUGUGCAAGGGUCAGUAGCGGGCGAGGGCCCUCACAUGGAUAAAAAAUAUUGUUAGGCCUAUUGGUAGUAAAUCUUAGGCAGAGAAGAAUGUUAUUCGUAGAAUGCAGUAAACUGGAUUUGAGGACAUCUAUUUUUUUUGUUUUAAUUUAGGGGGCAGCAUACCCCUGAACCCUUUAGAAACUUUGUUCAUGCGCUCUCGAUCUCAGUCACCACCCCUCCCGCCUUCCAUGUCUACUUGCUUCCGCCGUGCCUGUGUGUAGGCCGUGUAUACUAUACAGUAUCUAUAUUUAAACUGGUUUCUCUUUGUCCCAUUAUGUCAGAGUGACGUUCGUGUUUUAUCUGUAAAUCAAUAGGUGGGGAUUCCCCCCGACAACCUCGUCAUCAAGCGCAUAUCAGCGGCUUGUGCGUUAGGAAUUGUCAGUCGUAUUUUCCUCACUUUGUUUUAGUACAACGGUUUAUACCAGCCUAACGUCUGUACAUCACCCGCCAUGGUCCAGUGUUUCCGCAACAACCUCCACUAAAGAAUGACGCCGUCUCAAUAAAGAUACACUCACUGUUCGAAGUGUUCACGUCGUCAAAAGCAGACGAGAAUAGUUACACGACAGCGGCCAUCUUGUUCAACUCGUAAGACAUGGCGUCGGCUUCUUCGACGGAUCAUGACGAAAUCUCCUGCAGCCUCUGUCUGGAGGUCUUCACUGAUCCGCGCGGACUUCCGUGUGGACACACCUACUGCUUGAAGUGUCUGCAAACGCACAUCAACGUCAACACCUUCAACGACAACUCCUUUCUUUGUCCAAACUGCAGACGCGAGACGAAGAUUCCAGACAGUACUCAACCAAGAAUAUCCUGGGCUGCGCAGUUCUCGCGACUCACAGAUCUAGUGAAGGCCAUUGAUGUGAUUAAAAAAUUUAAAAUCCGUGAUGAUAUGAAAGUAUCAAACGAAGAAGACCCACAUAGACUGGUAAUCAAAUCCUCCUGUGAUGUGAUAAAGAACUUGGGUCCUGUUAUAGAAAACCAGAUGAUGUCAGACAUUAAGAGACUACAGCGAAGCGUCGAUGUCAGCGCGACACAGACUGCGGCUCAGAUACAGAGACAAGGAGAUGAACUGAUUGCGGAGUUCACAACAGCAGUUCGGACUGCACUGGAAAAGAGGAACUUAGAAUUGGAAAAAUGUCGGCAGUCUGUUAACAACGAAAUAAUGGAAUUGUUCACUGAUGCCAACAGGAUGAUAGAGGAAGGUAAAAAAUAUCUGGAAUUGGGUGAACGUCUUCUCACAAGUGGCUCACCUUCUGAUAUUAAAAAUAAUGUCUUAACAUUUACAAACAUGCGAACAUUAACUGCAGAUUAUGCGGCCAAGUACCAUUCUGAAAUUCCUCAUUUGGCAAUAACUUUAACCGAACCAGCGAAAACAAAAGGUAAAACGUUUGUGGCAGAUAUUGGACGAAUUUUGAAACCUGACAUAAAAUCUUUCCAUCUGAUACGCAAGGCACAGUUAGAUGUCCCAACAUUUCACAAAGAAAUGAACAUUGACCAGACGUCAGAUCUGCCAAAAGAGGAAAACAUUUCAAAUCUCCCAGUAAUUCCUUGCGCGCUGAAGAUUAAUCAGACAAUCAAUGCAAAAGAAAAGUCUGGUGCACGCUGUCCACACCUGACAUCUAUCCUUGUUUUGGGGAAUCAAACGUCCAACAAAAUAAUUGUGACUGAUUAUAGCAACAAAUGCGUAAAAUUAUUUUGUUCUCAAAACACGAAAGCGAUUCCAAUUGCGUACAAACUUAAAACCGAACCUUACGAUACUGCUGAAUCACGUGACCAUCUGGUCCUAGUCACCUUGCCUAGGCAGCGGGAAAUAUUGUACCUGAAGAUAGAUGAUGGCAUACAAAAGUUAAGGACUGUAAGAACCGAGAAGGAGUGUUAUUACAUAUCCGUGUUACCUAAUGGCAAUAUGGCUGUCAGUGAGGGUUUGGGUAAAGGCGUGUCCAUACUGGACCAGUCGGGUGGCACCUUGCACACUCUCGCCAAGGAAAUCGUCCCUGACCCUGGGUGUAUCACAGUGAAAGGCGAAACUAUAGUUCUCGUAUUACAAACGGAUCAAACUGUGACGUGUAUGACAACAUCGGGGAACGUUGCAUGGGUGUCACGUGACCCAACAAGGCUGAUGAACCUACAGGGUGUCACGUGUGAUGAUGAGGGAUGUGUUUAUGUUUGUGACUACGAAAGAAACGCCAUUGUUCAGCUGUCACGUGAAGGAGACAUCCUGCGUGACGUCAUCACGCCACGGGAUGGACUGAAACAACCCGGAGCUGUUUGUUGUUAUCGUGAUAAACUUUAUGUCGCGGAGAAAAAGGGACAAAUUAAAAUAUUUACAUGGAGUCCAGUUUAGAAAGGCAUAUGAUAAAACAGAUAUAGUAUUCACAAAAAAAAAAAAAACGAAUUUAGCUUUAAAAAAAGUGUGAAUGCAAAAUAUUAGUAUGGAACCUUGAAUUUACAGCCUCUCUGUAUGAAUGAAAUACUGUACAAAGUUUUCUAGGGAUCGCAUACAAUUUUGCGAUGGGAAAAGUUAGCUUUUAAUCCAAAUUUUGCAUAGACUUUACAGAUGUUGGUUCGCGUUUAUGAUCAAAAGGGUUUGUGAAUGACACAAUGAUGCCUGUCUCUCUCUCUCUCUCUCUCUCUCUCUCUCUCUCUCUCUCUCUCUCUCUCUCUCUCUCUCUCUCUCUCUCUCUCUCUCUCUCUCUCUCUCUCUCUCAUGUUGGUGUGUGAAUAGAUAGGAUCUCAUAGAUGUAUUUUAGAACAUUAUGGAAUUAAAAUAUUUAAUUUCGAAAAUGUGGUUUUGUUAAUUUAAUAAGAAUUACUUUAAUUAAUUUGUUUUUAAUCAUAUAAUUUAAAAAACAAUCAUUUUAUAGGAAUCCUCAGCUAGUAGUAGUCACGUGAUUAUGUUAACACCGUUUUUCACAACGACUUAGUUUAAAAGUUUUAUCCUAAGUUAUUUUAUAAAUACCGAAUUAAAUUUUCGUCUUCGUAAGUUAAGUUAAUUUCAACAACGUAAGCCAAAAUUCAAAUUGUUUGGUAAAUACGGCCCCUGGUACUGGGCAUCCAUAUUUGUAAAGUCGUACAAGCCUGGAAAUAAUUAUGUCAUGGUGGUCACAAUUUGUGCCUGUCAUAGCUGAAGAUUUACCUCUCACAAAAUUAAGAUAGAAUUUGUAAAUAUUGAAAAACAUAAUUU
Gigantopelta aegis is the source of this 3232-nucleotide messenger RNA. RefSeq lists its product as uncharacterized. Gene Ontology annotation, molecular function: ubiquitin-protein transferase activity. Gene Ontology annotation, biological process: positive regulation of DNA-templated transcription. Lineage: Eukaryota; Metazoa; Mollusca; Gastropoda; Neomphalida; Peltospiridae. The transcript has 3 exons. Bases 644 to 2392 code for a protein of 582 amino acids. The record is from RefSeq and is a predicted model, not a curated record. Gene Ontology annotation, cellular component: chromatin; nucleoplasm.